AUGACGGCACCCAACCUCUCCUACAGCCUGGAAUACUGGCAACAGGUUCACCCCAAGAGCCAGAAAACCUCAAGUAUGGCCAACAAUGUUCAAGGAUAUGAGAAGGCGGAGCAGGACCCCAGAGCCCAUGGCUUUCCCAUUGUGCUUCAAGGCGAGCCUGAUCCAUGGGCUUUGGAAAAUUACGACUGGAGUGGUGACAUGGCUUUGAAGCCUUCCAGCGAUUUUGUCCAAUCCUGGCAGCUCUAUGAUGGGCCCUAUGCCGCAACCCUUGACGAAGAAAGGAACUUGGACAUGGCAGGCUCCUGGAUGCCUGACUACCAAAUACCCAUCAGCCCCUUUCCAAAUUCAGAUCAAGUAGAAAGGCAGAACACGCUGUCGCGCGUGGCAGCCGAAAGGGCCCUCUUCAUGACUCCCUCUGUGCAUGCUUUAUCGGUGUCCACUUUUCCAGAUUCACCUAUAUCCGAUCACUCCAGCACACCCGAGAACAUCCAGGCUCCCUACAGCCGAUAUGAAGACAGAGGCGCAUCGCCGUUAUCGGAUGCUAUGUCUGAGAGCAGCUCAGCUAUUCAUGGUCCGCUGGCAACAGGCUGGCUUCCGGACUGUACCGCUUGGAAGACAGAUGAUGAGGUCUGCCCCACGAUGCUGGAAAUGCCCGAUGGCUCAUCUCGCAAGACCUCCAACUGGCUUCCUGUCGACCCCGAGGCCGGCUUUACAAUUGGAUCGUGUUCAUUCCCUGAUGGUCCAGAUUUCCAUUUAGAGGGCCUUCAUGAUGUCCGGGAAGCAUUUAUCCCAUCAGGCUCCUCUCAGUGGACAUACACUGGGUGA
Messenger RNA from Penicillium pulvis, 825 nucleotides. RefSeq lists its product as uncharacterized. The record is from RefSeq and is a predicted model, not a curated record. Lineage: Eukaryota; Fungi; Ascomycota; Eurotiomycetes; Eurotiales; Aspergillaceae. The coding region runs from base 1 to 825 and encodes 274 amino acids. The transcript is spliced from 2 exons.